Molecule: messenger RNA, 1404 nt
Organism: Microthlaspi erraticum
Lineage: Eukaryota; Viridiplantae; Streptophyta; Magnoliopsida; Brassicales; Brassicaceae
Source: the annotation of a GenBank genome assembly
AUGUUCCAUGGAUUGCCAAGUGAAGACCCCAUUGACCACCUUGAUGAGUUUGAUAGGCUUUGUGAUUUGACAAAGAUCAAUGGUGUCUCUGAAGAUGCCAUCAAGCUGAGACUCUUUCCUAUGUCUCUAGCUGACAAAGCUCACCAAUGGGAGAAGAGCUUGCCCCAUGGCACAAUCACCACUUGGGAUGAAUGCAAGAAGGCCUUUCUUGCUAAGUUUUUCUCCACCGGUCGCACAGCCAAGCUUAGAGGAGAGAUAUCCAGCUUCAUCCAGCGAAACAAUGAGACAUUCGCAGAGGCUUGGGAGAGGUUCAAAGGCUACACAAGUCAGUGCCCACACCAUGGAUUCAACAAUGAAUCACUACUCUCCACUCUUUAUAGAGGAUGCUUGCCUAGGUAUAGGGAGAUGCUAGACACAGCUAGCAAUGGGAACUUCCUCAACCAGGAUGUAGAUGAUGGCUGGCAACUUGUGGAGAACAUAGCUAACUCAAAUGGAAGCUAUGGAGAAGAGUAUGAUCGCACCAACCGGAGCUCGACCCACCACUCGAUCGAGUCAGACGAAAAGUUGAGAAAAGAUGUUAAGGCAUUGAAUGAGAAGUUGGAUAAGCUGAUCCUAGCUCAGUCCACAAUGAAGAAAGUCAACUUUGUGUCUGCUGAGGAGAUGGAACCAGUCCAAGAAGGGGAGGAUACACAAUUUGCUGAGGUAUGCUACAUGAGCAAUGGGCAAGGAGGUUACAACAAAGGAUACUAUAACUACAAGUCCAACCCUGCCAUGUCAUACCGCAACACUGAUGUUGCUAACCCUCAGGACCAAGUCUAUCCUCAACAACAAGCAGCUCGAUCGAGUCAAGGUGCCACAACAUGGCAACUACUUCAAGGGCAAGCUGAUGGGGUAGUGGACACAAGCAAGAAGCUAGCUGAAAUAAACUCUAAGAUCGAGAACCUCAACACAAGGGUUUACUCUCUGGAGAAUCAUGCUUCUUCUGUUGCUGCUGCUACAAAGCAAGGACAACUACCUGGUAAAGCUAUUCAGAACCCCAAGGAACAGUGCAAGGUCAUCUUCACUCAAGAAGGACUUGUUUCACUGCUGAAUGAUGAAGAGAUUGUUGCUGCUGAGGCUCCUGGAGUCCAGAUUGAUCAACCAGAAGUGCAUGCACCUACUGUGGCCAUUCACACUUCACCAGUUGAGCUCGCACGACAAGCUCGAUCGGCAGCUCGAUCGAGUCCAACUCUAGCUCGAUCGAGUCCGACCUCUUCUGUCCGACAGCCUGUUUUGCUUGAUCCUUAUCAACCGGUUGCCGCUUCCUCGUCUCGCCUACUUAGUCAAGGUCACAAGGAAGUGAUUCACAAGUUCAGAAGAGAUCUCAGUGGGAUUGGAAUUGAGUUGCCUCUAUGGAUAGCAUGA